GCCUCCCUUCCCCCUCCCCGCCCAGCCGCGGCCGCUCGGGCCCCGACUCUCGGUUAUAAGAUGGCGGCGCUGAGCGGCGGCGGCGGCGGCGGCGGCGGCGCGGAGCAGGGCCAGGCUCUGUUCAACGGGGACAUGGAGCCCGAGGCCGGCGCCGGCGCCGCGGCCUCCUCGGCUGCGGACCCUGCCAUCCCGGAGGAGGUGUGGAACAUCAAACAAAUGAUUAAGUUGACACAGGAACAUAUAGAGGCCCUAUUGGACAAAUUUGGUGGAGAGCAUAAUCCACCAUCAAUAUAUCUGGAGGCCUAUGAAGAAUACACCAGCAAGCUAGAUGCCCUCCAACAAAGAGAACAACAGUUAUUGGAAUCCCUGGGGAAUGGAACUGAUUUUUCUGUUUCUAGCUCUGCAUCAACGGACACCGUUACAUCUUCUUCCUCUUCUAGCCUUUCAGUGCUACCUUCAUCUCUUUCAGUUUUUCAAAACCCCACAGAUGUGUCACGGAGCAACCCUAAGUCACCACAAAAACCUAUUGUUAGAGUCUUCCUGCCCAACAAACAGAGGACAGUGGUACCUGCGAGGUGUGGCGUUACAGUCCGAGACAGUCUAAAGAAAGCACUGAUGAUGAGAGGUCUAAUCCCAGAGUGCUGUGCCGUUUACAGAAUUCAGGAUGGAGAGAAGAAGCCAAUUGGCUGGGACACUGAUAUUUCCUGGCUUACCGGCGAGGAGUUGCAUGUAGAAGUAUUGGAGAAUGUUCCACUGACAACACACAACUUUGUACGGAAAACUUUUUUCACCUUAGCUUUUUGUGACUUUUGUCGAAAGCUGCUUUUCCAGGGUUUCCGCUGUCAAACAUGUGGUUAUAAAUUUCACCAGCGCUGUAGCACAGAAGUUCCUCUGAUGUGUGUUAAUUAUGACCAACUUGAUUUGCUGUUUGUCUCCAAGUUCUUUGAACACCACCCAAUACCACAGGAGGAGGCCUCCUUAGCAGAGACUUCCCUUACGUCUGGAUCGUCCCCUUCUGCACCCCCCGAUUCUAUUGGGCCCCAAAUUCUCACCAGUCCGUCUCCUUCAAAAUCCAUUCCAAUUCCACAGCCUUUCCGACCAGCAGAUGAAGAUCAUCGAAAUCAGUUUGGACAACGAGACCGGUCCUCGUCGGCUCCAAACGUGCAUAUAAACACAAUAGAACCUGUCAAUAUUGAUGAAAAAUUCCCAGAAGUGGAAUUACAGGAUCAAAGGGACUUGAUUAGAGACCAAGGGUUUCGUAGUGAUGGAGCCCCUUUGAACCAGCUGAUGCGCUGUCUUCGGAAAUACCAAUCCCGGACUCCCAGCCCCCUCCUCCAUUCUGUCCCCAGUGAAAUAGUGUUUGAUUUUGAGCCUGGCCCAGUGUUCAGAGGAUCAACCACAGGUUUGUCUGCCACGCCCCCUGCCUCAUUACCUGGCUCACUCACUAAUGUGAAAGCACUACAGAAAUCUCCAGGACCUCAGCGGGAAAGGAAGUCAUCUUCAUCCUCAGAAGACAGGAAUCGAAUGAAAACACUUGGUAGACGGGAUUCAAGUGAUGAUUGGGAGAUUCCUGAUGGCCAGAUCACAGUGGGACAAAGAAUUGGAUCCGGGUCAUUUGGGACAGUCUACAAGGGAAAGUGGCAUGGUGAUGUCGCAGUGAAAAUGUUGAAUGUGACAGCACCCACACCUCAGCAGUUACAGGCCUUCAAAAAUGAAGUAGGCGUACUCAGGAAAACUCGACAUGUGAAUAUCCUACUCUUCAUGGGCUAUUCCACAAAGCCACAACUGGCUAUUGUUACACAGUGGUGUGAGGGCUCCAGCUUAUAUCACCAUCUCCACAUCAUUGAGACCAAAUUUGAGAUGAUCAAACUUAUAGAUAUCGCACGGCAGACUGCACAGGGCAUGGAUUACUUACACGCCAAGUCAAUCAUCCACAGAGACCUCAAGAGUAAUAAUAUUUUUCUUCACGAAGACCUCACAGUAAAAAUAGGUGAUUUUGGUCUAGCCACAGUGAAAUCUCGAUGGAGUGGGUCCCAUCAGUUUGAACAGUUGUCUGGAUCCAUCUUGUGGAUGGCACCAGAAGUAAUCAGAAUGCAAGAUAAAAACCCCUAUAGCUUUCAGUCAGAUGUGUAUGCAUUUGGGAUUGUUCUGUAUGAAUUGAUGACUGGACAGUUACCUUAUUCAAACAUCAACAACAGGGACCAGAUAAUUUUUAUGGUGGGACGAGGAUAUCUAUCUCCAGAUCUCAGUAAGGUACGAAGUAACUGUCCAAAAGCCAUGAAGAGAUUAAUGGCAGAGUGCCUGAAAAAGAAAAGAGAUGAGAGACCACUCUUUCCCCAAAUUCUCGCCUCUAUUGAGCUGCUGGCCCGCUCAUUGCCAAAAAUUCACCGCAGUGCAUCAGAACCCUCCUUGAAUCGGGCUGGCUUCCAAACAGAGGACUUUAGUCUAUAUGCUUGUGCUUCUCCAAAAACGCCCAUCCAGGCGGGGGGAUAUGGUGCGUUUCCUGUCCACUGAAACAAGUUAAACGAGUGAGAGAGCAUAGGAGGGAGAAUUUGCAGCCUUCAAGUAGCCACAUCAUCAUGGCAGCAUCUACUCUUAUUUCUUAAGUCUUGUGUUCGUACAAUUUGUUAACAUCAAAACACAGUUCUGUUCCUCAGAUCUUUUUUUUAAAGAUACAAAAUUUUCAAUGCAUAAGCUGGUGUGGAACAGAAUGGAAUUUCCCAUCCAAGAAAAGAGGGAAGAAUGUUUUAGGAACCAGAAUUCCCUGCUGCCAGUGUUUCUUCAGCACAAACACCACGAGUCUGCCCACUCCCAGGAAGAAAGAGAAGAUACCCUGAGUUCUGACCUUUUGACGGUCAGGCAUGAUGGAAAGAAACUGCUGCUACAGCUUGGGAGAUUUGCUAUGGAAGGUCUGCCGGCCAACUUUGCUCUUCUAACCACCAGACCAGUAUGUGGCUGAUCACCUGAUGGGGCAGCUGCAAUCACCAAGCACCGUUCUCUUUCCUGUUCUGGGAUUUUGUUGUGGGCUCUUUCCCUAGCCACCCCCGGUGAAUUUCCGAGGGAUGGAACAAAAAUGCAGCAUGCCCUGUCUGCUUGGCGCAUGUUCAGUCCUUGAGGACUUUUUAUCAAAAUGAAGCUAUUGUGUUUAAAUGGAGGAGGAAGGGAGAAGGAGCCCCGUGUGGUGCAGAGGAAAAGGGAAUGCUGCAUCUUUUUCCUGCCCUCCUGGGUUUCUGGCCUUUCCUUGCUCACUGAGGGUGUCUGCCUAACCAAGCAGGCUGGGACGUGCUGGCACACGUGGUCUUCUUUUCUCAUUGGGUCCAGCAAUGGAGAGACGUGUUUGGGGAUUUUUUAUUUUUCCCCUCCACAAUAUAGCAGGUUCUCAGGAAAAUCUUCCUCCUAAGCUCUUCCAGUCACCAAGUACUUAGGUGGCUACUUUGUCCAGGGCACAAAAAUGCCAUGGCGGUUAUCUGAUGAAAUACAAAACUCGCUUGAGAACAGUUUUGAAUGUGAGACAUUUAUGUAAUUAAAUGUAAGGUACAAGUUUUAAUUUCUGAGUUUCUUCUAUUUUUAUUAAAAAGAAAGUAAUUUUCAGAUUUAAUCGAAUUGGAAUAAAAUAAUACUUCCCACCAGAAUUAUAUAUCCUGGAAAAUUGUAUUUUUGUUAUAUAAACAACUUGCAAAGAAAAAUCAUGAUCCUUUUCUCUACCUAAAUACGGGGAGCCUUAGCAUAAUGACGAAUAUUUAUAAUUUUUAAAUUAAUGGUACUUGCUGGAUCCACACUAACAUCUUGGCUAAUAUCUCAUUGUUUUUUCCAACUUACUCCUACACUACAUCCUACACCCUCUUUCUAGUCUUUUAUCUAGAAGAUGCAACCUCAAAUAAAAUCGGUGGUGUCUCCAUUCAUUCUCCUCCUUCCUUUUUUCCCAAGCCUGGUCUUCAAAAGGUUGGGUCAUUUGGCAGCUGAGUCCCCUGGGCAGAGAACAGAGCAGUUUUAGGUGAAUUGGGACUGAGGGAGGGUGUGUGAAGCCGAACCUCAGCCGUUUUAAUAGAAAGAGCUGCCUUGGUAUUAAGAACCUCAUUCUUUGUCUUUGUAUAAAUGGAAACUCUCACCUGGUCAUAGCGUCCUGUAUCACUCUUUACUGAAGGGUGAUGGAAGUCACAGGAAUGGCGAAGAAAGUGACUCUGGACAUAUUAAUGGCAAAUACCUCCCCGUCUCUUACCAGGAUUUAGGAAUGUAAAUCAAGUCACAUGCACUUAGUUAGGCCAACCAAGCUAUGUAGGCGAGGAUCUGAAAGAAAUUAGACAAGACCUAUGAAAUACACCAUGGAAUUAGAAAAUGUCGUUUAAAAAUUUAAAACUGUAGCUCACCCUGCUAUCUUUCAGUCUCCUAAAGCUCCCUACCAUUGAUGAUUUUCAGAGGAAGGCCUACCGAAAAUUCCAUGGACUUGUAAAAGGUUGUCUCAGGAAAAUGGAAAAUACACCGAAGUUAUUAGUGAAUUUGAAAAGCAGUGUGUUCUUAAGUCUUAAUGAGCAGAGCAGCAUCUUAACCAAAUUCAGAAAUUGCAAAGGUGGAAAGUGUUCAUGCUGAUUCGAAGAGCAGCCUGGGUUCCUAAUGCUGCCUCACUUGUAAACGCAUUGUUUCUUUUUCGUUUACGAUGUGUCCCCAUAGACGCUUUUGAACAUCUUUGUGUUCCCUUUGUGUUCCCUCUCCCGAGAUGGCAGAGGGCUGGGCUUGAGCAGUAGGCACGUCCUGCUGAGCAGGUAGAGCCCGCUCGCAGGUCCACCUCGGCUGCAGGAGCCAGCACAGGCGCUAGCUGUGGAGGAAGCUUAGAGUGGAGGUUUCAAAGCAAAAUUCAAGGUGAUACGCUUUUUUCUUCCCUUUCUUUUUCAAAUAGGUUGCCAUCUCAUUUGAAAAGGGGGAACAGACUUGAUCUCAGAUGAAGCUGUGCCCAGAAGCCAGGCUCAAGGUACCCUUGAGAGAUUUUUAAAGAGCCCUUAAAAAUUAAGAUUUGAAAAAUGUCCCUUUUCUUCCCUUUUCCAUUAAAUAGUUUUUUCUCUAGUUUACAAUUGACAUAAAAAAGCGGGGUUUCCUAUGAGUUUCACUUACUUUAUUUUUUGAUGCUGAACUACAGAUUGACUUGUUGAGCUCCUAAGAAAUACAAGGAAGACCUCCUUGUUUGUGCAAAGCACUUUAUGAGUAAGUUGUAUAUAUAGUAUGUGGCUGCUUCACUGAUUCUCCUGUAUGGCUGUAAUUAUCUGUCUUUCCCGUAAAGUGGCUGCAGUGCCUUCUGUAGUGUAUUUUAGGUGAGGAGAGUUGACACCUUCUGAAAAUGUUGAGAGCAACCAUUAAAGAUGGUUUUAAAAGAUGUAGUAUUCCUGAUGGACUUUUCAUCAUUAAACUACAGCCCAGGGUCUAGACUUUUGCCACUGAAAUAAUAUUGACCAAAAAGUAGUUUAUAAAAGGGAUUUGGGAAUAGAAAAUCCAAUGUGAUUCUUUGCAAUUAUGUGUACCUUAAAAGAGGAUUCUAUCUAGCUGUCAAAUUCUGGUUCCUGGACACCCAUCCCUGAUUGUACCAGAGAUCUGGUAGGACAUCCUAGAAGAUAAAAUCCCACAUAAAGUCUGUGCUAUAUUCACGUUGGUGUUGGAGAAGAAAGAGCAUUAUAGUUAGUUAUAAAGAAAUAAUGCAAGACGUCAAUGCUGUCAACCUUAAACUGUAAAUAUUUCCCAGAUUCUCACUGGGUGUGGUCACAGCGCCUAUCAUAUGAUGUUAGCUUUCACUCACCAGGCAGCUAGCUGCCCCUCCCACACACACUCCUUCCAGCCUCCUGCAGACCUCAUCUAGCUUAAGUUUGCAACAUUGCAGAGUUCAGGUGACCUCUUCAAAAAACUACCUCCUCAGAAUGAGGUAAUGAAUAGUUAUUUAUUUUAAAAUAUGAAAAGUCAGGAGCUCUAGAACAUGAUGAUGUAGGAUUUUAACUGUUGUGUGUACACUUGUAUUUGAGCGCUCUCAUGUUGUCCUAAAGGGCAUUAGACUUUUAAGCAGUAAUACUGAAAAAUGUAGCUCAGAGUGUCUGAAUGUUGUAGCAAGUGGUGCCAGAACCUGUUUAGGGGUACAUUUCAAAAUCUUAACCUUAAGUCAGUUGCAUGAGAUUAAAAAAUUAUGGUAUCACUCCACUGACAAUGAUUAAAUUUUAGUUUUUAGUGGGCUUGGCAAGACAGUCCAUCUUCAUAAUGAGUUAGCCACAGUUUUGUCACAUGCACAGAUACUCCUAUAGAGAGACCUGCCCAGCUAAGAGGGUAGAGAAUGAGUCCCCAUUUUGCAAGAUUCUCUUCUUUGUUCAAGUUGGCAUUGUUAGUGCUAGAAUAGCAGCACCUUGAGACUAACAGAUUCCAACCAUUAGGGUAUUAAAAACAAAAAAACACGUAGCCAGACAUGGAAGGUUUACUGUAUGAACAGGAAAUAGCUUACAGAUUGUCCAUUGAAAUGGCGUAGGUGAGGCUCUAGAAAAAUACCUUGAUAAUUUGCCAAAUGAUCUUACUGUGCCUUCAUGAUGCAAUAAAAAAGCUAAAAUUUUAGCAGAAAUCAGUGAUUUGUGAAGAGAGCAGCCACUCUGGUCUGACUCAGUUGUGUUAAUAUUUUUUAGAGUGCAAUUUAGACUGCAAAGAUAAAUGCACUAAAGAGUUUAUAGCCAAAAUCACAUUUUAAAAAAAUGAAAAAAAACACACGUAAAUUUUCAGUGAACAAAAUUAUUUUUUUAAAGCACAUAAUCCCUAGUAUAGUCAGAUGUAUUUAUCACAUAGAGCAAAUAGGUUGAAAUUAUAGUUCAGUGACAUUUCUAGAGAAACUUUUUCUACUCCCAUAGGUUCUUCAAAGCAUGGAACUUUUAUAUAACAGAAAUGUUGGACAGACAUUUUAAGAAGUUGCUGUAGUUUAGGGUUGAAGUAUGGUAUGCUGGGCAGCAAUCGUGUGUAUUAACUUAGGAAGGGGAAGGAAAUUCAAAUACGGGACAGAAUGUGAUUUUAUCAGUUUCUAGAGUACUGCUGCCAACCAAGACACUGAUUUUUCAGAGUUUGAAAUGGAAACUCGCCUCCCAGGACUGGUUGGCCGAUUCCGCAGGCCUGUGCUGCUAAUGCUGUUUGGGGUGCUAUGGGGACAGGUGGGGUGUCCGGGGUGGGGGGGUAUGAGGAGCUCUUAUAAAGGGGCAUUAUUGGACUAGUGAAUGGCCUGGCCAGUGGAUGUGGACUGGACACACUCCCUGCUAUGCCUCUUGUAUCUUGCUUCAUUCCUCACCACCCCAAAGAGGCAGUGUAGUCUUCAGCGAGGUCUCUAGAUGUUUGCGAAGGCGUGUCACCAUGCGUGUGGGUCGUGGAGCACCCAGGAGCACAGUAGCACCUCUGCCUGGUUGGCACACUGGCCAGCGGAGAAUGUGGUGCCCUUGGAUUCAUGCUCCAUGUUGCUAGCUCUGGUAACACUGAAAACAGCAGAAAGGGUUUUGUUUUAUAUCCAUACACUAGACAGGAAGCUUUGUUUUGUUCUUUUCAGAUAACUUAUUUUUACUUCUGUUUGGGCAAAGACAUUUAAAUGGAAAUUCAGUCUUAUAGAAGGUAAUUCACAGUUUCUAUUGGGUAUUUUUAGGGUAGAAGAGGACAGAAACUUCAAUUGAGGUAACAGUGCUUUAUUUAAAACUGCAUGGGGACAGUUGGUCCCCACCUCAAAAGAAUGUUUCAGUACAACUUUUAUUUCAGCAUCACAACUUCAAUUGUUAAUUUAGGUUUAAUUACUACAUCAGUUUCAUUAAAACAUUUAAUUUUUUUAGCUGUUUUGACUAAUUACAGUGAUAUAAGCAAUUGUGCAUGAGGACACAAUGUACCUAUUUUUUUGUGGUGCAUUUGUUUUUGAAGAAUUCUAUAGAUUGAAGUACUCUUUGAAAACAAUGAACUGAAACAUGUUCAUUCAUGUUAGUAUCCAAGAAAAAAAAACAAAAACAAUUUGUGCAAACCAUCCGUGUCUCCUGGCAAUGAGCGCGUUGCCCAGCCCCCGUGAGCGGCAGGUUCUCAUCAGUGUGUCUGUGGAGGGAUUGGGCCUGAGGCCCACAUAGGAGAGGCGGCCGCGGACGGUUCCGUGUACAGGGGUAGAGAUGGGGAUUGUGAGUGAGUUGCUUAGUGCCAGUUUUCUUUUGAAAAUUGUGUUGCAUUUGUGCGUUAAGCUUUUUUAACCCAUGUGUGUUCUGGUGGAGUAUGAGUUACAUAGGAGGACACGUCAGACUAAACGAAGCCACAGAGCUCACAAACUAGGCACAAAUAUAGAGAAAAUGGACCAAAUAGAACGGGGGAGGGUGUGGGAGUAAGUCUGAGGGUAGGGAAAAAUGGACAUGAGAGUGGGAAAUAAACCAUAAUUAUCUGAAAUAAAAUGUAAGAGUGCAAUAAGUGUGCUUUUUAUCCUAAGCUGUGAACGGUUUUUGAAAAAAAUCAUUCCUUCUACAUUUGUGUAUGUUCCGUAGCUGAUUUCAAACUAGCUAUGUGAACAUAAUGCCUUUUAUUCACGUUCAUUACCAACGUAAGUGGCUAACCUUUAUGUCUUAUCUUCAUGUUGUGUUAGUUUACAUACAGAGGUGUAUGUGCUGUACCCUUUUCCCUCCGUCAUUUGAAAAUGCAUUCAUCGGGUCCUCUGUUUCCUUAGGCCAUGCUACACGUUACAGUCUCCUUUGGGCCUUCAUGUCGCCCAAUGUGGGGACCGUCAUGGUCACCCAUUUCUGUGGUAGCCUCAUUUGUCGGUGGUCCACUCUGACCCUUUCCUCACUCAGCAUUUGCUGUUUCUCCUGAAAUGGGAGCGUACAGCUGAUCAGGGGGUUGAAUUUGAUUGUUGACUGACAUGUUCCUUUGACUUGUAGUCAGUAGUUGUGACUGCUCUUUGGUUUGGACCAAGAAAAAGGAAAUCACCCCCCUUCUCAUUUAUUUGUUGGUUUGAGGACAAUUCUUCUCUAAGGGAGGGGAAAGGGAGACCCGUCAUGUUUUCACUGAGGCGAAUUAAUGGCGCCUGGUUCACUGCUCCAAACCUUAGGGCAAGUCUCACACAUUCCUCUCCUCUUUUGCUGCCAAAGGUUCGGGGUUAAUUCACUUCAGUUCCACUCAAGCAUUGAAGAGGUUCUCAUGGAGUCUGGGGUGUGCCCAGUGAAAAGAUGGGGACUUUUUAAUUGUCCACAGACCUCUCUAUAUCUGCUUUGCAAAAAUUACUAUGGAGUAACUAUUUUUAAAGCUUAUUUUUCAAUUCAUAAAAAAAAGACAUUUAUUUUCAGUCAAAUGGAUGGUGUCUCCCCUCUUGUUCCUUAAUCCUCAGUGUUUGCUUGAAUUUUUUUCCCCCCCAAUUCUUCCCUACACCUACUUCUUGAUACUUUGGUUCUCUUUCCUGCUCAGGUCCCUUCAUUUGUACUUUGGAAUUUUUCUCAUGUAAAUUUGUACAAUGGAAAAUAUUGUUCAGUUUGGAUAGAAAGCAUGAAGAAUUAAAUAAAAAGAUAGAUGAAAUUCAGAUUGAAGAAAUUUAUUUCUGUGUAAAGUUAUUUAAAAAACUCUGUAUUAUAUAAAAGGCAAAAAAGUUCUAUGUACUUGAUGUGAAUAUGCGAAUACUGCUAUAAUAAAGAUUGACUGCAUGGAGAAGUCUU
Molecule: messenger RNA, 9659 nt
Organism: Hipposideros armiger (great roundleaf bat)
Lineage: Eukaryota; Metazoa; Chordata; Mammalia; Chiroptera; Hipposideridae
Gene: BRAF
Product: B-Raf proto-oncogene, serine/threonine kinase
Exons: 21
Coding region: 61-2514 (817 amino acids)
Biological process (GO): protein phosphorylation; MAPK cascade
Cellular component (GO): cytosol; plasma membrane; mitochondrion
Molecular function (GO): MAP kinase kinase kinase activity; ATP binding
Source: RefSeq, a predicted model, not a curated record